CCAUCGCGGAAGUCUAUUUGAAUUGCUACAUCGAUGUUUGUGAUGAUAUUCAUAACAAGGAGAACACAUUGAUGUUACAUAUGUAAUUUAUUUAUAUGAAGACUUUAUUUAAAACCCAUGAAGCAUGAUAUUUAUAUGAAAUGAGACGUUUAUUCUUCGUCUCUCGUUCUUUAUAUUUUAGUUUCCUCUUUUAGGUCGUCAGGUCGAGUGUUCGGUAGAAGUUCUUCCUCUGAGAGUCUGUUCAGCAGCAGAAUGAAGGUACGGUCCUCAGUUUUUGCCUCCUUUAUUUUGAUAUUUGAAGGCAUUGGGAUAGCCCUGUUCCUGAGGGGAUUUUUCCCGGUUCCUGUCAAAUCUUCGUUUUCAUCGAAGAGCAGACUGUCGGACCUCCCAGCAGAGCCGCUGACAGGAGGCUCUCCUAACUCCUCCCGCCUCCCCCAGCCUCUGUUUAAGAGGGUGGUAGUGAUGCUGGUCGAUGCCCUGAGGGAGGACUUCGUGUUCGGCCCCAAUGGUCGCAGGUACAUGCCCUACACCAGACACAUGGUGGAGAGAGGAUCAUCACACAGCUUUGUGGCUAAAGCAAGACCUCCAACUGUCACCAUGCCCAGGAUCAAGGCUCUUACCACUGGAAGUAUCCCAGGCUUCAUAGAUGUCGUAAUGAACCUGAACUCUCCUGCUCUGCUGGAAGACAACCUCAUUUGGCAGGCCAAGACAGCCGGGAAGAAAAUGAUCUUCUAUGGAGAUGAUACUUGGGUGCGCCUCUUCCCCAAACACUUCAUGGAGUAUGACGGCACGACAUCCUUCUUUGUAUCUGAUUACACUGAGGUUGACAACAAUGUGACCCGUCACUUGGACAGCACCCUUAAAAGAGAUGACUGGGACAUUUUGAUCCUCCACUACCUAGGCCUGGAUCAUAUCGGUCACAUCAGCGGACCCCACAGUUCCCUCAUCCAGCCCAAACUGCUGGAGAUGGACGACAUCCUGAAGAAGAUACACAGCGCUCUCAUUUCAAAGGAGGCAGAGGGGUCUUUGCCCUACCUGCUGGUAUUGUGUGGAGACCACGGCAUGUCUGAGACCGGCAGCCACGGGGGUUCCUCUGAGCCUGAGGUCAAUACGCCCCUGGUUCUCAUAAGUCCAGCUUUCAAAAGAAAAGUUGGGAUGGAGAAGCCUGGAGAAGUGGAGCAGGUUGACCUGACAUCGACUCUUGCCCUUGGACUCGGUCUUCCCAUAUCUCAAAACAACGUGGGUCGUGUCAUCCCUGGUGUUUUUGAGGAUUCCACGUUACGAGACCAGCUCCGCUUCCUGCAUCUCAACGGUCACCAGCUCAGCUGUUUGCUCAAAGACAGCAUACCGGCCUACGACAAAGAGGUUGGUUUUGAGCAGUUCCGUGUGGCAGAAAAGGCUCAUGGGAACUGGGUGAAGCUUAACCUGGAGGGAAACACGUCUGAAGUGCUGUCCAACAUAGGGAAGAAGGUGUUGAAGCAGUAUCUGGAGGCCCUCGCUGCCAUGAGUGCGGCCCUCAGCAAACAGCUGGGCAAGUACGACAUGUACUCCAUGAUCGCAGGCAUGGUGUUUGUGUUUCAGCUCCUGUUGGUCUUACUCCUGGCCAUGCCAGAGGCCCUCAGCGGUGAAGCAGCAGUAGACCUCCCAGUCCUCUCAUCCCUCUUCUCUCUGCCUUUCUACCUCUUGUGCCUCCUGCUCGCCUCAGUACACGUCCUGGUGUGCACGUCCACAGAAAGCUCCUGUUACUUCUGCAGCCUCUCCUGGGGUCUGGUGUUUGCUGCUGUUGCUUUCGCUUCAGCCAUGUUUUGUACCCUUGUCUCCAUGGCAAUGAGGCAUUUUACCCCAGGAGCAAAGAUUCCCAAGAAGCUGCCCCCUGGGACCAGUGAGUGGUCACUGUCAGAGCUGGAUGUUCUACUGCUGGCCGGCACGGUUGGACACACCCUCAGUUUGGCGUCCAGCAGCUUUGUAGAAGAGGAACACCAAACCUGGUACUUUCUGCUCAGCACCCUCUGCCUGGCGGUCUUCCAGGACGUGUGCCGUAAAUACUUCAGAGAGCGAAGUGACACCACUGAUGAAGAUGAAUACCUCCCUCUCUCUCAAGACUGUCAUUCCUCUGUUCACCCAAAGACAGAGAUUUGCUCAGAGAAAUGGCUAGCACUAGCAACGCCGCCUUUCACUCUGCUCUGCUGCAGGCUGCUGCGCUCCCUCAACCAGACUGGGGUCCAGUGGGCCCACCUUCCUGAUGUGGGACAUUGGCUGAACAGCGCUGAACAUCGGACUGUGCUUUCUUUGCUGGCUGCUUUUUGCCUGGUCCUGAUCUACCUGCUGGUCCAGAGACGCUGUUCAUGGGUGUCCAAGGUCGCCCUGGCACUCGGACUUCUGGGUGUUUACAGCUACCGGGCUGCUGUCGGAAAUGUCUUAUUCCCCUGGCAACACUCUGGUCGACCUGUGUCCAAGGGAACGGUGGAGGCUCGCUUCGUUUACGUGUUUGUUUUGGGGAUCCUCUUCACCGGCACCAAGGACCUGCUACGCUCCCAGAUCAUCACAGCUGAUGCCAAGCUGAAGAGCAGGGGAUUGUGGGAAAUUUACAGCGGCUUGGUUUUGUUGGUUUCGCUGUUGUUUCGGGCCCAUAACCUGCCGGUCCUGUGCUGCUGCCUGCUGGUCCAGACGUUCAUGGCCCAGUUUAUCUGGAAGAAGCUCCACUACGAUGCAGCCCAAACCACCAUCAUGCAUUACUGGUUUGGUCAGGCCUUCUUUUACUUCCAGGGAAAUUCAAACAACAUUAACACCAUCGACAUCUCCGUGGGGUUUGUUGGACUGGAGAGUUACAUAGAAGCUCCUGCCAUCUUCUUAACAGCCCUGAGCACGUACGCAGGGCCUCUUCUAUGGGCCUGUCACCUGGUCUGCUACCUGAGCUCAGAGAGAGAGAGGAGUCUGGCAGCCGUCGGCCAUGGCUGCUACUGCUUAGCCCUGCUACGCUCCGUGCCAGCUGCAGCCUACAUUGUACUGGUAACCGUUCUGCGCUACCAUCUCUUCAUAUGGAGUGUCUUUUCACCGAAAUUACUGUACGAGUCCAUGCACCUACUACUGACUGCAGGAGUCUGCCUCUUCUUCAACACCAUGGAGCAAAGCCAGAGCUCCAGUAAGUCUUAAGGAGCGGAACACUAAAUAGCGCAGUGGGCCUAGUUUUCUAUGGAAGGACUUUCAGACUGACACCCACAGCAUUACCCUUCUUACUCUUCCUAUCUGCUAAUGUGAGAGGUUGCUUUUUUAAAGGAUCCUUCUUUUGCACUCUUUCUCCCUAAAACAGUGAGAAUGUACUUCUGUCUUUCUGCAGUAUAUUUAAUUAUUGGAUUCUUGCUGAGGACAAACAUGUUUUUUGACUAUAACGUGUGAGAACAGCUUUUUGAAAGAGUAACUUUUUAACUUAUUGUGAGUAACCUCAGGAUCAGAGAGCUAGAGUGAAGCUGAAUAACUAUGCAGAGUAAUGUUAAGGCUGUAAGCGGUGAUUUAUUAUCACUGGAGAUAAAUGUGUGUAUGUUGACGGCAGUGCAGAUCAGUGAUGUUUCAGUGAUUUUGAUAAACUCUACAACCUUCAGGUGUUCUCAGCCGUUCAUUAUGAUUGAAGUCUUUGUUGUAGUUGGGCUGAGCGUCAUGCAUCGGCCUUUGUUACAGGAGACAUUUUUGUCCUGGAACACCCCCCCCUCCUGUUGAGAGUAAAGGAGGUGAUGAUCCUCAUUCUGACUAACAGUCCAAAUAUCUCCUGAGGUCCUCAGCUGAAGGAGCCAACAGAACAUCAUCUACAAAAAGCAGAGUGGAAGUUAUGAGGUUCCCAAGCCAGACAUCCCCCAGCUGUACUGGCAGAAUGUCUCUACUGUUUGUUUGCUUUAGUCUCUACAUUUUUCCUCAGUCUUUAGAUGAGAUCCAUAAAAACAAUAAAGCACGUGUUGUUUUUUUU
Messenger RNA from Cheilinus undulatus (humphead wrasse), 3958 nucleotides. It is a transcript of the gene pigg, whose product is annotated as phosphatidylinositol glycan anchor biosynthesis class G. The transcript has 13 exons. The coding region runs from base 253 to 3153 and encodes 966 amino acids. Gene Ontology annotation, biological process: GPI anchor biosynthetic process. The record is from RefSeq and is a predicted model, not a curated record. NCBI's taxonomy places the organism in Eukaryota, Metazoa, Chordata, Actinopteri, Labriformes, Labridae. Gene Ontology annotation, cellular component: endoplasmic reticulum membrane.